Dendronephthya gigantea is the source of this 1370-nucleotide messenger RNA. RefSeq lists its product as uncharacterized. The transcript is spliced from 4 exons. The coding region runs from base 189 to 857 and encodes 222 amino acids. NCBI's taxonomy places the organism in Eukaryota, Metazoa, Cnidaria, Anthozoa, Malacalcyonacea, Nephtheidae. The record is from RefSeq and is a predicted model, not a curated record.
CGCAACGCUUACUAUCUCAUUUACAUGUCAAGUGAUCUGAGACUAAUUUAACAUUGAAACUUUUCGAGCUCGUUUAGCUAUUGUUUCGAAGUUAAAACUCGCGUACAACCAAACUCCGUAAAGCAGAAAAGGUCACAAGAGGUUGAAAGACCGAAACUCGAGCGGAAAACAGUUGAUUUUUGGGCGAGAUGAAGUUCGAAUUGAAAGCUUGUAUUCUACUUAUUUGGUGUUCAGUCGGAGCUCAUUGUUUAACGUGCAAUAAAUGCUCAACAAGCAUCAGCAGUCGAGGUGAUUGUGGAACUGAAGAAAGGUGCAACGCCAAGCAAACACGCUGUCUGGCCAUACGAAGAGGAGGGAAUCAGAUUGGAGACACGUACAACACGAGAUGUGCAACGAAGGACGAGUGUUCUGUCAGCGGAUUACGUCAACUAUGUCAAGGUCAAGAUUGUGCUGCAAGAUGUUGUACGACUUCAAAAUGUGAUGCGUUUGCAGACCUAAAGCUUAAUAUUGUCAAGGUGGAUGAACGUUCAUUCCAGUGCUACGAGUGCAGUCGUGAAUCGCUGGAUUCAUGCACGUCAAGCGAUCAGAAAUGCGAUAACGAUCAAGACGCGUGCAUUUCGUUUUUGAUGGAAGGUGGUAACCACAACAAGGUCUACACGAAGCGCUGUGCUCGUAAAAACGAGUGCACGCGAAGCGAACUGGAUAGACUUUGUGCGCUCGAGAAAGACCAGUCGAAUAGAAAAGAAUGUCGUGCAUCGUGCUGUUUUGAUGAGAUGUGCAACGAAGCUAGUUCAAAGACGAUAUCGUCGCUUGUGAUUGCAGGAGCUGCUCUUCUCAUUAUUGCUGUAUUUAACUAACCUGUUGUACUAUACGUAAACCUUUCCCUCCCCUCCAAAGGACUUUGUAAACUGACCUUGCUCGGGCAAACGAAAAUGGAUACAAAUCAUCUUGUCGUGCAUAACAUUGUUUCUGGCCAUUUUUUCCACAUUUUUCCCAGUGGACAAACAGGGGAACAAGAUAUCUCGAACGCCCCAAUCUUGGCCUGGGAACAGUGCAAUGUUUCUGAUUUCAUCCUCGUUUGUCGAGUUUUUUGGUUACUGAAAGUCAUUUACAGACCUUGUCAACCUAGUAGGUGAUUCGAGAUCAAUCGUCUAACCUGCUGCAUUCAUACAUAAGUAAAGUUUACCAACGGCAAUAUUUUGAAAAUUGAUGUGUAUAAUAGAUUUUUCAUCCGUAAUUUUUUGACGCAAUCCUGUCUUUUUUGUAAUUUCUAUAUCUUUUGAAUUACUAUUGUUUUACAUAGUGUGUUGAAGAAUAUAUAUUAGUUGUUUAUUGUACAUGUACAGCUAAAGUUGUUUAUGAUUGGUAAA